AUGGAAUCCCCAAAUUGUUGUACCGCCGAAGAUGGUAUAAGUGGGAAUAGCGUCAGUAGUGAACAAUGGUGUAUUUGCUUCAAUUGUAUGCACAAGGCGGAAAAAACAGUCAACGCACCUGUCGGCAGAAUUCCUGAAGCCAUGGAAAUUGGAGAGAGGCCAUUCGGACGCUUGACAGAGGAACUAACGAGGAAGCGAAACCAGGUGGCUCAAGGAAUAUGUCGACAAAGGUGUCGGUCCUACAAAAAGGAUUUAGACUUUGCCAAAAAUAAGAUAAAAGCAAAUACUGUAGACAAUAUACUAAAUCAUUACUCUCUCCUAAAAGAGGCAGAGACAAUCGAAAACGAAAAAUUGGACAAAAAUACCCAAGAAGUUUCCAACAGAAAUUCUCUCAGAAGACCUGAUAUCCCAACAAUUAGUUUACGGAAAAGCGAGGAAUUUGCAAAGGUAACGACAACAAAAUCAUCACACUACAGGACCACAAAUAAACCUCGUCUUAAACGGAGUGCUACAUUCGUUCUUGAAGAUUUGCCAUCCCAGUCAAACACAAACAAAUGCAAUAGUUCAAAAGAACAAAAAGCUUUCAAAGUAACUAGGAGUAGGAUAAACUUGUUGGAAGAAAAGAGUGAAGAAUCUGAUAAAAAGACACAGGGAGUCAAACCAACAUCGUCCUCUAGUCCCCGGCGUCACGUUAUGCCAAGGCUGCAUGGAAGUGCUCCGAAUCCAAAUCCGUCUGGGAAGGAAAGCGAGGAAAGCAACGAACAAUAUCAGCCACAAACAGAAAGAAGCAGUACAAGAAUGCAGAACUCAAAGACGAACAAACAGGCAGAUUGUGAAGAUAAAAGUGUCAGCAAAAGUGUUUCUGAAGUAGAAGCUGAAUAUUUUCUUAAGCGGAUUAAUAGACUGUUUACAGCGUCGGAAACAGACAAGGAAGUUGAAAAGCAAGUGGACCAUCGUCCCCAGACUUGUCUACUUCCUCCACAGAGUUUGGCAUCCUCACGCACGCGCAGUUUCCUUCAAAACACUGUCUCUAAAUACAAGUGGGUGUUUAUCCCUGGUGUUACCUACUACGACCUGGACAAGCAGCUUCUUUCAAAGCAGCGAGAAAGAGAAAAAGUUAAAGUCCGACAGUUCGAACUCGAUACAAUCCAAGCUGAUUUACGCCGGAAGGAAACUAACAUCAGGAGACUGGUGCGCAGAAGCACCAGCAUCAGAGAAGAAAUGAGUCACGUGACCACUGGACGACCUCCAAGAUGA
Molecule: messenger RNA, 1257 nt
Organism: Saccostrea echinata
Lineage: Eukaryota; Metazoa; Mollusca; Bivalvia; Ostreida; Ostreidae
Exons: 2
Coding region: 1-1257 (418 amino acids)
Source: RefSeq, a predicted model, not a curated record